Echinococcus granulosus is the source of this 1554-nucleotide messenger RNA. RefSeq lists its product as hypothetical. The record is from RefSeq and is a predicted model, not a curated record. The transcript is spliced from 14 exons. Lineage: Eukaryota; Metazoa; Platyhelminthes; Cestoda; Cyclophyllidea; Taeniidae. Bases 1 to 1554 code for a protein of 517 amino acids.
AUGAUAGGUGUUGUCGAAUACACAGAAGAUGACUCACAAGGGAUUUCAGGUGGUGGAGAACUUGGUUUUUGCGGGGCGAAGCAACAGGAGAAUAAUCCACCCCAGCUGCUGGUGUUGGCGGACGGCUGGUUCGACUUCUGCGCACACAAAUGUGCGCGCAGAGGUGCGCAAAUGAUCGCAGAGUGCGAGGAGAGCACCAUGGAGGCUGACCUGCCCACCAAUGGGAGGGGUGAGCACGUGGCACCUGCGCCCACGCAUCGGUGUGUGCACCUGCUCGGCUCCAAGCUAAGAAUUGUGCAAACCCCCAGUCAAGACACAUCUGCACACCUUCCAUGCUCUACAUACCAGCAAAAAUCUCAACCGGGGCCGAACCCAUUCAGAGCCCCAAUAAUCCUCAAUGUCUACAUAAAGUAUGACGAACGCAAACAGGCGCUUGAUGUGCUAGUUAGGAACCUACAAAACACUCCCCUCAAAAGAAAAGUCAGAGAAAGAUGCCCAGACGGUGUAGUUAUUGUUGACGCUCGCCGAACUUCAAAGAAGCGAGGACCAAAUCCGCGCUUCAAUGAGGAUUUCCACUUUACUCCUCUCAUUGCAAGGGACGUCAAAAUGGGGAAAUUGGUUUUCGACAUUUAUGAAGUGAAAAAGAAGCAUAAAUCCUUUCUGGGAACGAUUGAACUAUGCGGAUCUGAAAUAGAAUUAAAGUGCGACAUGGCCUACAGCCUUUACCUUCACAAUCCGACUGUACAUCAUCUUCGUCGUCGACGCCAUCGUCAUCAUCAUCGUCAUCGACAUCGUCGUCAUCAUCACAUUCUUCCUCGUCAUUUCGAUCGCAAUCCUCCAUCGCGUGUCUACCGAAGGCGAAAACGUGUCGUAAGUCCUCCACCUGGUGAUGAUGUCUCCAUCCUCAUCACUGCCUUCACUUCCAUCAACAAUAGCACUGCUGCCUUCCAAAGCAAAAACUCUUUAAUUUUUCCCUCUACUCUGGAUCCGAAACCAGUGCCUGUGACGGCAGUGCUCCCAUCGCAGCAGUCAUCAUCGCUAUCAUCACUGCCGUUUUCGCCAUGUCGAGGCGACUCCUCUACUGAUGAAGUCGCAAUAAUGCUCCGUGCGGAUAUUCUGUACAACGAACGACGUCAGCGGAUGUCCGUGUUUAUUAGGAACCUAGAGCAUGUGGACGAAAAAUUGAAGCAUUCGGUCAGGUGUAUGCUUUACACUGCGGACGGUCGCAGAAUGGAAAAACAAACCAAGUGCAAGCGGGGUUGCAAUCCCUACUUCAAUGAAGAGUUCAAAUUCAGGAACCUUGUGCGAUCGGACAUUCGUGGAGGACAAUUGCUGUUUUCUGUAGUCCAAAAACACAAAAAGAACGUUGUCGGUGUGGGAAUAAUUCCAGGCUGCAGGAUCAACCUUGACCGCGACGAAGCUCACAAUAUUCCUAUCUGCUCGAAGAUUCCGAAUAAAUUCGUGUACAAUAUGGAGGAUGUGACGAGGGAGCCAGAGAGUCUCAUUCGCAUAAUCUAUCCCAAGUCAAGCGAUCACAUUGAGGUUUAUCAAUAG